Spodoptera litura is the source of this 5147-nucleotide messenger RNA. It is a transcript of the gene Shaw, whose product is annotated as Shaker cognate w. Gene Ontology annotation, cellular component: voltage-gated potassium channel complex; axon terminus; postsynaptic membrane. Gene Ontology annotation, molecular function: delayed rectifier potassium channel activity; protein binding. NCBI's taxonomy places the organism in Eukaryota, Metazoa, Arthropoda, Insecta, Lepidoptera, Noctuidae. Gene Ontology annotation, biological process: protein homooligomerization; potassium ion transmembrane transport; action potential. The record is from RefSeq and is a predicted model, not a curated record.
CGCCGCCUGACGGCCGCAUGGGAAACUAAACAUGAAAUUCGAAAUUAAUGUGUACCUAACAUUGUGACGGUUAAGUGAUUGUGUUCAGUGGAUUGCAUUUUUAUUUUUUUUACUGUGAUUUUUUUUAUAGAUAUAUGAAUUUUUAAUGUGCGUUCGGCAGUGCCGCAUAGAGCCUACAAAGCCUUCGGAACACAGGAUAAACAUCUGCUGUUAAAACUUCAUUAACUACGAGCCAGUAAUCCACAACCCGGCGAGGGUUGGCAGUAAAACGGCGGUCAACGCCACGAUAGAUACGAUUCCCUCACCCAGAAAUGCCUCCGCAGGGGAUAUUUAGCGCGCUAGAAGACGACUAUAUAGAGGUGAUGUCGAGGAGAGGACAAAGUCGGUCGCCGUAGCCCACACUAACUGUUCUACCCACGAGAAGAGAGAGGAAGAGAAGUCGCCAGAAGAAAUAUUAUAUCUUUCACAAUGUGGAUUCACCGGGUGCCCAGUAAUAAAAUGAACCUCCUCAACAUGGACGCGGAAAACCGCGUAGUCCUGAACGUAGGAGGGAUUCGUCACGAGACGUACAAGGCGACUCUGAAGAAGAUCCCGGCGACCAGGCUCUCCCGGCUGACGGAGGCGCUCGCCAACUACGACCCCGUCCUCAACGAGUACUUCUUCGAUAGGCACCCUGGAGUCUUCGCCCAGGUCUUGAAUUAUUACAGAACGGGCAAGCUCCACUACCCUACAGACGUCUGCGGGCCACUCUUUGAGGAGGAGCUGGAGUUCUGGGGCCUGGAUGCCAACCAGGUGGAACCGUGCUGCUGGAUGACGUAUACGCAGCAUCGGGACACCCAAGAAACUCUAGCAGUGCUAGAUCGGCUAGACUUAGACACUGAGAAGCCGACCGAUGAAGAAGUAGCCCGAAAGUUUGGCUUCGAAGAGGACUACAUGAAGGGGACGGUGUCGUGGUGGCAGCAUCUGAAGCCACAGAUGUGGUCGCUCUUUGAUGAGCCGUAUAGCUCUAAUGCUGCUAAGAUAAUCGGCGUCAUAUCUGUGUUCUUCAUAUGCGUGUCAAUAAUAUCGUUCUGUCUAAAAACUCACCCGGACAUGAGAGUGCCAGUGAUUAGAAACUAUACAGUGACGACUGCCAACCAAUCGCAGGGUUGGGCGUUGGACAAAGUGCAAACAAACGCCCACGUAGCGUUUUUCUAUAUAGAAUGUGUGUGUAACGCUUGGUUCACGUUAGAGAUCCUAGUGCGUUUCAUCUCAUCACCCAAUAAGUGUGAAUUCGUCAAAUCUUCCGUCAACAUCAUCGACUACAUAGCCACCAUGAGCUUCUACAUAGACCUGAUCCUUCAGAAGUACGCGUCACACGUUGAGAACGCGGAUAUUCUGGAGUUCUUCUCUAUCAUUAGGAUCAUGAGGCUGUUCAAACUCACGAGGCACUCUUCGGGUCUCAAGAUUUUGAUUCAGACCUUCAGGGCAUCAGCGAAGGAGCUGACGCUGCUAGUGUUCUUCCUAGUACUGGGUAUUGUAAUAUUCGCUAGUCUGGUGUACUACGCGGAGAGGAUACAAACGAAUCCUCAUAACGACUUCAAUAGCAUACCACUGGGGCUGUGGUGGGCGCUGGUGACGAUGACGACUGUUGGAUACGGUGACAUGGCGCCGAAGACCUAUGUUGGCAUGUUUGUCGGUGCGCUUUGCGCGUUAGCAGGCGUGUUAACCAUAGCUCUUCCGGUGCCAGUCAUAGUAUCCAAUUUCGCCAUGUACUACUCGCAUACACAAGCAAGAGCAAAGUUACCGAAGAAGAGGCGAAGAGUCAUCAAUGUAGAGCCUACGAGGCCACCUAUGCGUGCCCCAGUGCCAGGUGCUCCUAAUCCCUUAGCGUCAGGCAUGGGUCCUCAGGUAGUAAACCGCAGAAUGAAUGCCAUCAAAACCAAUCAUCCUAAAGACAUGAUAGGACCUAACAUGGUUGCAACUUUGAUGCCGGGGAUGGACCUAUCGGUCACAACUCGUCUCUCUCCCAGCCCUCAAGGUAUGAGCCCCGCGCUGGCGAUUGCAAUUCCAAUGAUGAAAUCCGUAAAUAUAGUACCAUCUCAAUGUUUCGACAACAUGGCGUACCACAGUGAGAAAUCAGAAGAAAAGGAGGUGGAUAACAAUAAAGAAAGCAGUAAAAGCUGUAGCCGUCAGGAAUCUGUGGAAAGCGACAAUACUGUCAGAGUAAUGAACUUCAAAAAUGAUAUAUUUAUGGAUAAAGUGAAUGAAGAGAAAACAGACGCCCGCACGCCUCUGCUGAGGGAUCACAAGAUCGAGUCAUUGGAUGAAACGAAAUUAAGGGACAAUAAGACGGAGAAAAGGAAAUCGUCUGCUUCUACAUAACGUUAAUAAUAUAAUGACCAAUAGUGCUAAGAAUGUUUUUUAAAAUUCGCUUGCUGUGAGAACGAUAUCUAAAUCAAUGUAACAUUAUGAAAAAAAAAAUCAAUAGUCGAAUGAAAGAAAGACUUUAAAUACGGUUAUACAUAUUAAUAUCAUUGGUGUCAGUUAUAAUAGUUGCAUAAAAGCCUUUUUGAAAGCAGUUACGAUUCUAUAUAAAAUUGAUAUGAAUAAUCAUCAUUGAUAUAGUAUUUUAUUGGUAAGCGCAUUCAAGGCCGUGAUAGGUGUAAGAUAGCUAAGUGUUUACAGGCACUUAUUAACAUUUUAUAACACAUACGUAUAUUAGAAUAGCUGCUAUCACAAUCUAGUAAAAAAUAAAUGUAAGCCAACGACCAGUAUAGAUAGGCCCAUUGUAUCUCUGUCCUACAUACCCAUAGACAUGACUUCGAAGUCUAGUUAUACUGGUCGCGUAGUCAUCGUUAAUGACCAGAAAAUUCGUAAUCAUAGUGAAGUAUGUUUACUGUCCAUUAGUGAGAGAGGUGAAGCUUGUUUAGGUCUAAUAAAUGCUAAUAUUAAAUUUGAUUUUGCGAACAAGCAUUGUUUAGCAAUAGUUUUUGUUAAACAAAAACAUGAAACUACAGCGGUUUGGAAUACUUUAUACAUAAUGUUUACUUUAACAUCGCUUGUUUUGCUUACAUCCUUCUAUCAUGGGGAAACAAGUUCAUCACUAUUUUCUGUUCAUUCAUCAUUUUCUUUUAUAAAUCUUCGAGUCCUAACCAAGUUUCACCUCAUCCAAAUAAGCUAACGAUAAUUUUAUUGUAAAUAUUAGUAGCGUUACUAAUUUUGUAUCUUUAACAGUUAAAAUAAUCACUAGACAACACAUAUCAUUGGCACUUUCUUUCAUUCUUGGUGUUAUAUACCUGUUUUACAUGUAUAUAGAUAAAUAUAAAUAGCAUAAACUAUACAUAAUAAGCGUAGAUAGUGUUAAAGAAAUUAUUUAAACUAAACGAGAUACAGUAAAUUGGCUGAGAAUUUUAGUUUGCGUUUUGGAUAUACAAAAUUAAAAUAAGCCUCAAAAGAUAUAAAUUUGAGGAAUGUAUCGUACUUCAUAAAGCCCUUUCAUUGCGAAUUGACAAAGAUUAAAAUAUGAUUAUGUUGAUAAUAGCAUUAUUAACAAAUGAAAACCUGACUCAGGAGUAGUCGUUUUGACUCCAAAAAUUUGAAAAGAGUAUAGCAAAGCUGCAUCAGGUUCUUUCGUUAUUAUGCCUUAAGAAAAGGGUAUUCAUAAAAAUACUCAUGAAAUAGGAGACGUUGUUUACAAAAUAGUGAUGAAAGGGUACUAACGUUCGAAAAGAAAAAUGUUAAGUGGGCUCUUUUGUUUAUAUGUUGCUUAGCAACGCACGAGAAGUAUUUUCCUUCAAUAAAAUAAAUUGUAAAUCAUGUCUAAAUUUGGGGACCCUUAAUGUUUUAUAAUAUGUAUAAAUAUCGCGUGGAUUUUAUAAUAUUAUCUUGUGUGCCAGGAAUAUCUGAGAUGCAAGUUGUUCUAAUAACUUUCUCACGUCUAUAAUAUCUUUCUACUUGUAAUCAAUAACAAAAAAUAUGUGAAUAGUUUUAUCUUGAGUAUAAUAUCUUUGCAUUACAUUCUCUCUCACUUAUGAGUAAUAUAACCUAAUAAAAACCAAACACAUCAAGAGAGUAUCGUCUUGUAUCGUACUUGUAUCGUCUUCCUGGCACCAAAUCGGUACCAUAUCGAAGUUAUCAAUUAUUUAUUUUAUCAUUUGUUACUAAACGAAAUUCUAACGCUAAUAUCUAUUUAACGCAUAAAAUGCAAUAAGUUUUAAUGUAACCUAGAUAGCACAACGUUUUGUUACGGAGCGUAUUUUGUAUAUAAUUUAAGAUAAACUUUAGCUACUAAUAUUGUACUUUAUUUAUUGUUUUCCUCUUCUUUUUUACUAAUCAAAGGACUUGCUUCUGAAUUGUGACUAGAACUUCAAGUUGGGACGAUUACGUAAAGCGAAAAAUUAACAUCACCAAGAUGAAUAAUUUACCCUAACUUCAAGGUCAUGAUUUCAGUAACAUUUAGAAGCUGCAGUCUAAACCAAAAUCCAAAUAAAUGUAAAAAAUAGUUUUGAUUGUGGACUGAGAUCGUGAAACGUGAAAAAGGAUACAGAAACGAAAAAAAAAUACCAAACCAGAAACAAUGUAAUCAACUACUGAACAUGUUAAUUGUAGCCAUGAUGGAUAGAAAAAAUAAUUUCAACAUCUCUAUUUUGCACACAAAAUGUAGACGCACAAUGUAACUUAAUUCCCUACAAACAUAAUUUUGACAAAACUAAAUGGUACAUAUAAUAAAACAAAAGAAACUCGUGGCACUAUAGUUUGUUAAACAAUGCUUAAAGCGUAUCCACUGUUUAUACUUUACAACACACGUACAAUGGAACAGCCUGUGUCAGCGACCGACAACCCUAUUUUGAAAUAAUUUAUGACCCCUUCCCAACCAAACAAGUACACUUAAGGGUAUUCAUCAUCUGUGUUGUUAAAAUUCAUAUAAAUUGCCAAGCGAGCCUUUGGCAGUGCGUCUGAUGCUACGUGACAAGGUUCUGUGAUAUCAUGUCGCUCCAAAUGAAUGUAUGGGAUAUGUUAAUUAUUGUGUUUGUCAUUUGUUAACUUUAGCUAAGGUGCCACUUGUAUUCGUGAAUUGUGAUGCCUUGAACAAGUCACUUUACUAGUACCAGUAUAUCUUAGAUAGUUAUGAUGUUUAAACAAGUUUGUACUUUAUAUAAUUUUGA